Messenger RNA from Ordospora colligata OC4, 2631 nucleotides. RefSeq names its product DNA/RNA helicase. Gene Ontology annotation, molecular function: ATP-dependent chromatin remodeler activity; ATP hydrolysis activity; histone binding. Gene Ontology annotation, cellular component: Ino80 complex. The record is from RefSeq and is a predicted model, not a curated record. The coding region runs from base 1 to 2631 and encodes 876 amino acids. Lineage: Eukaryota; Fungi; Microsporidia; Ordosporidae. The transcript has a single exon. Gene Ontology annotation, biological process: DNA repair.
AUGAAAAAAGAGGACAUGGAGGAGAUACAAGCGAUUUAUGCAAAGUAUGGAGAGGUUUUUGGUCUGAAGAGCAUUGGAGAUGGAAGUCUGAGUAUGCCGAGAUGCAUUAUUGAGAUGCAAGGCGCUGUGUUUGGGUAUCCUGAAGUCAAGAACGUACAGUUUCUAGUAGACGAGUGUAUAAACCAGGCAAUAAGUGAUAUUAGAAGUCUUCAAGGCCAAGGUGAGAGUGAAGUGCGCAGGACUGCUGAAUGGACAUCGAUAGCAAAGAAUGUCAAGAAAAUCCACUCUGCAAUAGAGAAGCACGACUCUGUACAGAUUGCACAAUGCCGCAAAAUCAGCACAAUAUGUGCCAGAGAGUUGAGAAGAGGGCUUUCUAAAACAUCGAAAACAAACCCGGCUCUUAAGUCAAAGAAGAUAUUCAGGGAGCUAUCAGGUCAUAUAAAGAAGACAGAAAAGAACAUCAAGGAUAAAACGAAGAAGGCCGAGAAAGCAGAGCUUGAGAGGAAGAAGAAGGAAAUGGAAGAGAAGGAAGAGCAGAGGCAGAAGCGAAAGUUUGAGUAUUUGCUGAGCCAGACAGAAAUAUUUUCCCACUUUAUUCUUAAGAAGAACAAAUGCAAUGAUACUGCAGACAAUGAAAGCAUUGAGGAAUACAAGGAUAUGCGUGGAUACGAUGCAGCAAUUCUUCAAAAGGAGAAGUUAAAAGAAUUUGAUUUGGACAUACCAUCUAAGAAGUAUAAGGAUGCAAAUGCGGAGGAGGAGACGAGGUAUGUAUCUCAGCCAAGUAUUUUACUAUGCAAGUUAAAGGACUACCAGAUUAAGGGAUUAAACUGGUUAGUAAGCUUAUAUGACAAGGGAAUCAAUGGGAUUUUAGCCGAUGACAUGGGACUUGGAAAGACUGUGCAAUCGAUCUCUCUGCUUGCAUACUUAUAUGAAACGGAAGGAAUAUCAGGGCCUUUUCUAGUGGUUACGAUUUCAUCUACUCUUGAUAACUGGGCACAGGAGUUUGCAAAGUUUUUGCCAAAGUUCAAGAUAUGCAGGUUUUCAGGAUCACCAGGUGAUAGGAAGGAGUUGAAGAAGCGAUUUAAGGACUCUGAUGUAGUGAUUACGACGUAUCAGACAGCAGUGAGUGACGAGAGGAUGUUAAGGAAGAUCAAGUGGCAGUACAUGAUUCUUGAUGAGGCACAGGCAAUCAAGAGCAGCUCAUCAAGAAGAUGGAAAGUACUUUUGGGAUUCAAGGCACGAAACAGACUCUUAUUGACAGGAACACCUAUACAGAACUCAAUGCAGGAGUUAUGGGCACUUUUACAUUUUAUAAUGCCGACUCUCUUUGACUCUCUGAGUGAGUUCAGCGAUUGGUUUAGCAAGGAUAUUGAGGCAUCUGCAACAUUGAGAAAGAGUGUUGAUGAAAAAUCACUACAGAGACUUCAUGCUAUUUUGAAACCUUUUAUGCUUAGAAGACACAAAUCUGAUGUAAUGCAUGAACUAGGGCAGAAGACACAGAUUGAUUUACAGUGUGAGUUGAGCUACCGACAGAAGGAGCUAUAUAAGGAGAUCACACGUUCAUGCAAUAGCAUGGAAAUGGAGAACCUGCUAAUGCAGUUAAAGAAGGUGUGCAAUCAUCCUGAUCUUUUUAAGAAGUUAGAGCCCACGUGUGGAUUGAGUCUUGAGAUGAGCGAUGGAAUAGGCAAUGCUGUUGUUUUUGGAAGGAGCAAGAUCAAUAUCAAUGUUCCGAGCCUUAUAGCAAAUGAUGUUAUUGAGAUGUGCUAUAGAAAGGAAGUGGAAUUAAUGAAUAAGAUUGAGAGGAUAAGAAUGCUUGCUAAGACAGGAGGAAGUGAAAGUUGGUACAUAUGUAGGAGCUUGGACUAUAUGUACAAAGGAGAUGUGCUUAUGAGUGUUGAUGAUGUUCUGAAUAGUAUAUUAAAGAAGAAUGAAUGUACUGAUAAGGUAGCGAUUGAAAAUGAGAUAUCGAAGUUGAUUGAUGAGGAAAUAUUCAGUAUGAAAAGAUACAUCUGUUGUAUAAGUCCAGUGAUUGCAACUGCACCAAGACUUGUUUCUAACAGGGCGCUUCUUCCCCAACUUGAUGUACAUGGACUGUAUGUGCAAUUAGAUAUGACUGUAUACAUGCCACCUUUGAAUACAUUUAUCAGUGACAGCGGAAAGCUUGUUGUUCUUGAUGAGUUGCUGCCGAAGUUGAAAUCUGAGGGACAUAGAGUGUUGAUUUACUUCCAGAUGACUAGGAUGAUAGACUUGAUAGAAGACUAUCUUGUGAAGAAGGGAUACAGCUACCUGAGACUUGAUGGUAGUUUAAAAGCGUCUAGCCGUGCCGAGGUGAUCAAAGAUUGGCAAACAAAUGACAGGUUUAUAUUUUUGCUAAGUACUCGUGCAGGAGGAUUGGGAAUUAACCUGACGGCCGCAGAUACUGUUAUAUUCUACGACAGCGAUUGGAAUCCAACUGCUGACCAACAAGCGAUGGACAGGGCGCAUAGACUAGGCCAGACACGAGAUGUUACGGUGUAUCGGCUUAUUACAAAAGGAACUGUUGAAGAAAGAGUGCUUGAGAGUGCGAAUAGAAAAGACGAGAUACAGAAGAUGGUAAUACAUGGAAAUGUAUUUGAAGGCGAAAAUUUUUGA